Paramacrobiotus metropolitanus is the source of this 1381-nucleotide messenger RNA. RefSeq names its product isatin hydrolase-like. The record is from RefSeq and is a predicted model, not a curated record. Gene Ontology annotation, molecular function: arylformamidase activity. The transcript is spliced from 2 exons. The coding region runs from base 263 to 1138 and encodes 291 amino acids. NCBI's taxonomy places the organism in Eukaryota, Metazoa, Tardigrada, Eutardigrada, Parachela, Macrobiotidae.
CAUCGUUUUUACAACGCAGAUAGAUAACAGAUGUCUCCAUAAGCAGUGCAAUACGUACCAUAAUAUGCAUUAAAACUUUUUUACUAGAGCAGUGUACAGUAUACAGAGUAUUCGCAUAUUUGCGUUUAAAAUCAUUAAAGGCAUUUUCAUCGGUUUUGCUUUAAAAAAUUCUGGGGAAGAACUACAACAACUUACGGAAGCCUAGCGUUUCCAGACCGUCUGUAAAGAUCUUGAAGUCAUAGUAGCUAGCCUGUGUGAAAAAAUGAACACUGUUCCUUUCAUCUCAUUUUGCUCCUGUGUUUUCGUGAUCGGCCGAGUGUACAGCUAUCCCGUGGAAAAGUUUAAAUUCUCACCGGGAGACAUUGUCGACUUGACCUAUCCUUUUAAUCCGCAGACCGUUUACUUCCCUCAGAAAAAGGGUUUUAAUGAUUUUACAUUACGAAUUGAUGAAAAGCUGAGCAAGAACGGCGACGUAGUCAUGCGACAGGGACAUUUCCAGGCCGGCGAACACGGUGGUACACAUCUCGACAGUCCAGCACAUUUCGGCCGCAACGGAAAGGGUAUGUCUGAUUUGUCAACGGAACAACUAGUCGGUCCAGCGGUCAUCAUCAACGUGACCACGCAAGUGCGCUCCAAUCCCGAUUACUAUUUGAAUCUGACGGAUAUUCACCAGUUUGAAGCCACCCACGGACGCAUUCCCGACGGGUCCUUCGUGUUUCUCUACGGCGAAUGGGGUAAACGCUGGCCGGACAGACAGCGCUCCUUCGGAGCCGAGACACCGCAUUUCGGUAGUGAUUUCAAUCAGCUGCAUUUCCCCGGCUUUGACCCGGCCGCGACACGCUUUCUCAUCGCCGAGCGGAAUAUCCGCGGGCUGGGCACGGAUGGACCGUCGGUCGAUUCAGCCGCCGAAAUCAAGAAAGAGGUUGCGGCGGCCGAGAAGGAAAAGGCGUCGGCGGCGAUUCCGUGUGCACAUCUCCAGCUGGCUACUAAGGGAAAGAUUGCUAUUGAAUACGCAGCGCAUUUGGAAAAAAUGCCUCCCAUCGGUGGGCGAAUUAUUCUGGCACCCAUGAAGAAUAAGGGCGGAUCGGGAGCACCCACGCGAAUUUACGGAAUUCGGCCUUCACAUAAAAUCCGUUAAAUUUUGUUUCUUAAUUUUUCUUAUUGGCUGUAUGUUCAGGAUUAAGGUUGUUAAGCCUUGUUUUCGGUUUCCGGCAUUACCAUUGAUUAAGCACGCAAUCCAAAAAAAUUGUAAAUUUUGGUCAAAGCUGCACUCAUGGUACGGUACAGUAGUAUACGCGUACUUUUAAAUACACCUGCACGUACGCGUAAUAAGUUAAUAACCCUUCGUUGUUCAAUUUUCCAUCGGCUUUGUGUGGCUGAU